This is a messenger RNA of Aspergillus alliaceus, 1167 nucleotides long. RefSeq names its product Fe-binding Fe/S cluster assembly protein ISA1 (gene isa1). Gene Ontology annotation, molecular function: 2 iron, 2 sulfur cluster binding. The record is from RefSeq and is a predicted model, not a curated record. The coding region runs from base 127 to 840 and encodes 237 amino acids. Gene Ontology annotation, biological process: iron-sulfur cluster assembly. Gene Ontology annotation, cellular component: mitochondrion; cytoplasm. The transcript is spliced from 2 exons. Lineage: Eukaryota; Fungi; Ascomycota; Eurotiomycetes; Eurotiales; Aspergillaceae.
UCAAUCAUCCCCUGUGCGCUGAACAAUCCCACUAGAUCACUUCAAAUCCCAUGAGAACUUAGCGCUUUGUUACUUCUCUUUCUGCAUAGAGCCUUUGGACUUCCUAUAUCCAUAUUUGCAUCCAUCAUGUCGUUCUGCAGGGUCACUGUUCGCUCUCCAGUGACAUCAUCCGCCACGAUGUUGCGCUGUGUGAGAACUCCCUACAAGACUCCAGCGCUUCGUCUGUUCUCUUCGUAUGGAAACGCUCACCGGUCCUCUAAGCGUGAUAUGCAGACAGCUACUGCGUAUCGCCCUCAUUCCUUGCCGACGGCUUUCCCGCCUCCGCGGAGCGGCGGAGGCUACGACACCUCUAUCUCAGCAGAAUUCCCCCCUCUUCGAGAGAAAACCGAAAACCAGCAAGAAAUCUUUUCAAACAUUAGUCUCAGAGAGAGUGAGGCCCAGACGCCAAAGCCUGUCGAAUCGACUUCUCCUGCCUCGAAGCCGGCUGAAAAGCCUAGAAGAAAGCUCCGGGCACGGAAAGCCGCCAUGAAGUUGACGCCCGAGGCGAUCGUGCAACUCCGCAAGCUCCUGUCUCAGCCUGAGCCGAAAAUGAUUCGAGUUGGUGUAAAGAACCGUGGCUGCUCUGGUCUCGCCUACCAUCUUGAAUAUGUGGAGAAGCCCGGUACCUUCGAUGAAGUUGUGGAACAAGACGGCGUCAAGGUCUUGAUUGACAGCAAAGCCUUGUUCAGCAUCAUCGGUAGCGAAAUGGACUGGUUAGAAGAUAAAUUGAGCAGACGGUUCAUUUUCCGGAACCCAAAUAUCAAGGAACAAUGCGGUUGCGGUGAAUCCUUCAUGGUUUAGACCUACAUCCCGGUUUUUCUUUUUACGGCCAUUUUGAAGUCAUUCCUCGGAGCAUCGGUUGGCGUUCUUACGGAUUGUUUUCCCUGGGAGUUUCCAAGUCUUUCCUUUUCCUUUGUUGAAUACACCAGUGAUUCCCGGGCUACGGAAAGCCCACAUCGUGUAAUACAUACAUCUAUUUUCUUUUUGCAACCUGUAUGUCAAGAGCUUUACCUUGGCUAUUAGACCUAUGCAACGAUAUGCUUUAUGGAAUAGUGGAUAGCGUGCGUCUCCCCCCGUUCUAUAUCAAUAACGAUAGCAAAUCAAUGAAAUAAAGAAAAACAAUUAGAA